GAGCUCAGACAGUAUUCGUCAAGUGAAGCGGGCAGAAGUGUGUUUGUGAAUACAAGCAGGAAAUAAAUUUAAGCUAAAAGUCUACAAGUUUAUAUAUACAUACAUAAAUAUGAGGGAAAUUGUACACAUUCAAGCUGGUCAGUGCGGUAACCAAAUUGGAGCCAAGUUCUGGGAAAUUAUCUCCGAUGAGCAUGGCAUUGAUGCUACCGGCGCCUAUCAUGGCGACAGCGACCUACAAUUAGAGCGUAUCAAUGUCUACUACAACGAGGCGUCUGGUGGCAAAUAUGUGCCUCGUGCUGUCCUUGUCGAUUUGGAGCCUGGCACCAUGGACUCGGUUCGAUCGGGUCCCUUCGGUCAGAUCUUCAGGCCCGACAACUUUGUGUUCGGUCAAUCUGGCGCCGGUAACAACUGGGCUAAGGGUCACUACACAGAGGGCGCUGAGCUCGUUGAUUCAGUGCUUGAUGUUGUUCGUAAAGAGGCUGAAUCGUGCGAUUGCCUGCAAGGCUUCCAGCUUACACACUCACUUGGAGGCGGCACUGGUUCUGGCAUGGGUACCUUGCUAAUCUCCAAGAUCCGAGAGGAAUACCCCGAUAGAAUCAUGAACACAUACUCAGUUGUACCCUCGCCUAAGGUAUCAGACACCGUUGUUGAGCCCUAUAACGCUACCCUAUCGGUGCACCAGUUGGUCGAAAACACAGAUGAGACUUACUGCAUCGAUAACGAGGCUCUCUAUGACAUCUGCUUCCGUACCCUUAAGCUGACUACCCCAACAUAUGGUGACUUGAACCAUCUCGUCUCCCUGACAAUGUCUGGCGUCACAACUUGCCUUCGCUUCCCUGGCCAAUUGAAUGCUGAUCUCCGCAAACUGGCAGUUAAUAUGGUUCCAUUCCCACGUCUCCAUUUCUUCAUGCCCGGUUUUGCGCCCCUUACCUCCCGAGGCUCCCAGCAAUAUAGAGCGCUUACAGUGCCCGAGCUAACCCAACAGAUGUUCGAUGCCAAGAACAUGAUGGCUGCCUGCGAUCCUCGUCAUGGCCGCUAUCUGACCGUUGCUGCCAUCUUCCGUGGACGCAUGUCCAUGAAGGAGGUUGACGAACAGAUGCUAAAUAUCCAGAACAAGAACAGCUCAUACUUUGUUGAAUGGAUCCCCAAUAACGUGAAAACGGCAGUGUGCGACAUCCCGCCCAGAGGUCUGAAAAUGUCUGCUACUUUCAUUGGAAACUCGACUGCCAUUCAGGAACUGUUUAAGCGCAUCUCUGAACAAUUUACCGCUAUGUUCCGCCGCAAGGCUUUCUUGCAUUGGUACACUGGUGAGGGUAUGGAUGAGAUGGAGUUCACCGAAGCAGAAAGCAACAUGAACGACUUGGUCUCUGAAUACCAGCAGUACCAGGAGGCAACUGCCGACGAAGACGCCGAGUUCGAGGAGGAGCAAGAGGCUGAAGUGGAUGAGAACUAAAUUCUCUAAAGUUGCGUCAAAUAAAAUGAGAACAAAAAUUAAGUUUUCAACGAUUGUUCUUUUAACGUAACCAAUAAAGUCGAAACGAUUUCUUAUAAAAAAAAAUAA
This is a messenger RNA of Drosophila montana, 1561 nucleotides long. It is a transcript of the gene betaTub56D, whose product is annotated as beta-Tubulin at 56D. Gene Ontology annotation, biological process: mitotic cell cycle; microtubule cytoskeleton organization. Bases 110 to 1453 code for a protein of 447 amino acids. The transcript is spliced from 2 exons. Gene Ontology annotation, molecular function: GTP binding; GTPase activity; structural constituent of cytoskeleton. The record is from RefSeq and is a predicted model, not a curated record. Gene Ontology annotation, cellular component: cytoplasm; microtubule. NCBI's taxonomy places the organism in Eukaryota, Metazoa, Arthropoda, Insecta, Diptera, Drosophilidae.